Arabidopsis lyrata subsp. lyrata is the source of this 1154-nucleotide messenger RNA. Its product is annotated as transcription factor bHLH139. Gene Ontology annotation, molecular function: protein dimerization activity; DNA-binding transcription factor activity. Gene Ontology annotation, biological process: regulation of DNA-templated transcription. The record is from RefSeq and is a predicted model, not a curated record. The transcript is spliced from 4 exons. Bases 459 to 1154 code for a protein of 231 amino acids. Lineage: Eukaryota; Viridiplantae; Streptophyta; Magnoliopsida; Brassicales; Brassicaceae.
AUUUCAUUGACUAUUUAUUUUCCUAAAAGUUAGAAAACUAACAAAACAAGUUCAUUGUCACAAGACAUUUUCUACAUAACGUGCAUUGGGGGCGAUCCAUAUAUUAUUUCUUUACUCUCUUUGUGAUUUUGCGUACACAAAAAUGUUUAACGUUCAUUGAAAAACAUGAAUCUUCUAUAUAGAAUAUGCUAACACUAAUGUACUCGUCAUGCAAUGGAGUGGCAUAACCUCUUUGACUCUGUCUAAACUUGGCUUUUAUUGACCCCACAAGUUGACUAAUCGUAUUUGAUCAUGCAUGGUAGGUUAAGAACAUUAGGACUUGUUCAAUAUACAAUAAGAAUAAAAUCCCUGAUUUUAUAAUCAGCCGUCAAAUAUUUUUAUUCCUUCUCAAAGUUAUUCUCCUCAAACCUCUAAUAUAAGCUAGCACGCUGCUAUACACAAAUAUAGAAACGCACACUAUGGAGAAUGAAGCAUUCGGUAUGGAGAAUGAAGCUUUUGUAGAUGGUGAAUUGGAGUCUCUUUUGGGGAUGUUCAAUUUUGAUCAAUGUUCUUCUAACGAAUCGAGCUUUUGCAAUGCUCCUAAUGAGUUUGAUGUUGUCUCUUCUUCUGAUGAUUUCUUCCCAUUUAGUAAAAUUCUGCAAGGGAACUAUGCGGCCGUUCUUGACGGUUCCAAUCACCAAACGAAUCUUUAUGAUGACUCAAGACAAGAGCUGGUGAAACCAAGGAAGAAGCAAAAGAUAAGUUCAGAAAGCAAUUUGGUCACCGAGCCUAAGACUGCUUGGAGAGAUGGUCAGAGCCUAAGCAAUUAUAAUAGUUCAGAUGAUGAGAAUGCUUUAGGUUUAGUGUCUAAUACAUCAAAAAGCCUAAAACGCAAAGCAAAAUCCAACAAAGGGAUAGCUUCCGAUCCUCAAAGCCUAUAUGCUCGGAAACGAAGAGAAAGGAUAAACGAUAGGCUAAAGACAUUGCAGAGCCUAGUUCCUAAUGGGACAAAGGUCGAUAUAAGCACAAUGCUGGAAGAUGCCGUCCAUUACGUGAAGUUCUUGCAGCUGCAAAUCAAGCUCUUGAGUUCAGAUGAUCUAUGGAUGUAUGCACUUCUUGCUCACAAUGGCCUUAAUAUGGGACUACAUCACAAUAUUUUGUCUCGGCUUAUGUAA